Messenger RNA from Amphiprion ocellaris (clown anemonefish), 3322 nucleotides. It is a transcript of the gene arhgef33, whose product is annotated as Rho guanine nucleotide exchange factor (GEF) 33. Gene Ontology annotation, molecular function: guanyl-nucleotide exchange factor activity. Lineage: Eukaryota; Metazoa; Chordata; Actinopteri; Pomacentridae. The record is from RefSeq and is a predicted model, not a curated record. The transcript is spliced from 17 exons. The coding region runs from base 155 to 2620 and encodes 821 amino acids.
GAAAGUGAGUGAUCACAGCAAAAGAUAGUUUGUUCAGAAUCGAAGGACGAGGCGGGGGAGUAGACGGAGGUCGUUUUGAGCUCUAGACAGGAACUUCAGAACUGGACGGCUGUGAAGAACUUCACCGGACCGGGCUGAGGAGGACCACCUGGACAUGGAGAAUGGACAAACAGACACAGAGGAGAAGACGGAGGACAUGACAGAAGAGAGAGAAAAAAGUGUGGAAGAAGCUGGACUGGAGAUCGCUCAGCUGCAGGGCCUGGUGGCGGAGCUGCGCGAGGGGCUCCAGGCUGCUCUGACGGAGCUGUGCGAGCUCCGCCUCAGGGACCACAGCCUGGAGGAGAAGCUGCAGGAGCACCAGACCGACGUGGACGACAAGAUCAUGGGCCUCAAGAACUCCCUCAACACAUUCAAGGAGGAGCUGAAUGUGGCAUUGUUCCACAUUAAAGACGUUUCCAGCAGACAGAGAGACGUUCAGAAGAGGAUAGAAAUGCUGCAGUCAGAAAACUGCAAAGACAUCAUCUCCACUCCACAGAGCAGAAAAGGUUCCAGGGCAGAUGUGCUGACGUCAUCAGGGGAUGAACACAUCUGUACGCCCAGCCAAUCAGAGCUCAGCGUCAUCCAGCAGUUUUUCUCCAAUCUGCCGCGCAGUGUGUCGCCACAGAGGAGCAGCACAUCCACACAGACGUCCAUCUCUGAGCAGGACGUUCAGCAGAGAGUUUGUCCGCCCAGAUCUCCAGUGUGGGGAGACAGAAACAGCAGCAGAGACGAGACAGACCCCAGCAGUCCACCUGAAAACAAUAAGAGGCAGAGAGCAGCUCUGGAGCUGCUGGAGUCAGAGAGAGUUUAUGUUUCUCAUCUGUCUCUGUUACUGAAGGCCAACAUCUCCUUCAACGGCUCAGAAGCUCUCACUUCCAAGGACAAACGUCCAUUUCCCAGCUGUCUGAGGUUCCUGAUCCAGCAGCACCUGGAGCUCCUCCACACUCUGCAGGAACGAGUGCUCAAAUGCCAGUGGCAAGGCAUCAUGGGAGACGUAUUCAUGAGGCUCACCAGCAAAGAGAGUGAUUUCCUGGAUUUUUACGUCUCCUACCUGAAGGAUCUUCCAGACUGUCUGGCGGUUGUCACCAUGCUCGCCUCCAGCUCCAUCAAGUCUUCUGCCUUCGUCGAGAGUGACAUCAUGGGAGAUGAAUCCAAACCGUCGCUCCACACUUUGCUCCUUCAGCCGGUUCAGAGGAUCCCAGAGUAUCUGCUGCUGCUACAGGGGCUUCUCCGGCAGACAGAUGCGGAUCAUCCAGACUACUACCUGCUGCUGGUUUGCAUCCAACAGUUCAGAUCCUUCACGGCUCAGUAUCACCACCUCCUGCAGCACAACCAGGAGCUGCUGCUGCUCAACCGCAAGGAGGUGAAGAGGUCCAGCAUGAAGCAGCUGCUGAAGACGGUGGAGAGCGGAGUCCCAGGAAACAACGUGGGCUCACCGUUCCCCUGCAGCACUGCAAUGAUGGAUCAUGCUAACCAGGUGAAGCGUAGAAAACAGUGUCUUCUGGAGCAGAUUCAAUCCCACCGUUUCCAGGAUUGGGAUCGAGACCAGGACCCUGAAACUCAUUGUUACGAUGCCGAGUGGCCGUCCCAGCUGCCUCUCUUCAGCCCCGAUCUGGACUCCAGAAACCACAAACCAACAGGUCUCGGCAGCAUCCCAGAGAGUGAAACCUCUGAUAGGCCCAUGUCCUGCCAGCAUCAUCUUCUCUCCAGAACUGCAGAGUUCCGUCAGGUUCAGCCGGGUUCUGCUCUGGCCGAUGCCCUCGGAGAGUUCCUCCUUCCUCCGGACCCUCCAGGGAUGGAGAGUCUCUACGAGGAGGACGGAGGUUCCCUUCACGAUGCGAAUAUGUUCGACCGCUGCUCUUCGGCCUCUUCCGAUUCCUCCAUUGACAUUGCGUUUGUGAAAUGCCCCAAAGCCCCGUCGGCGUCGCAUCACGCAGUAGCAGCAAACGUGUCGACAACCCGGGACGUGUUUGGUAACGGUGGAAGCCAAGGGAACGGGUACAGCAAACUUCCUAACAGGGGCUGCGUGUCUCCAGAUGAAGCCGUGAUGAUGCGCCGCUAUCAACACCGCCCCCUUCAGGCCAGCCAGCGUAAGAGCAAGUCUCUGAACGGGCUGCAGAUGGAGAACACAGUGAGCGAUAGUGGACCUUUAUCGGACCACCUCCAGAGGGUGGAACUGGGUAGCCACGCCAAGCUGGAGCGCCAGGGCAGUAAGGGCAGCAAAGGAAGCUCCACCCCGUCGCGUAAGGUCCAAACCCCUCUGGCGAAACGAGUGGAGGCCGAGAAACAGAACCAGGAUCUCCACGGGCUGCUCAGCAUUCAGGACUCUGGCAUCCAGUCAUGGGGCGAUGAGUCGAAAUGGAGGACCGGGACUGAGGAGAACAACCACGCUCAGUUUAGUGAGAGGAGUCGGAAGGACAAAGGAGGCUUCAGGAGCUCUUUCAAGAAGCUCUUCAAGAAGAAAACCGGUGAUGAUAAGAAGGACAAGGGAGGUGAGAAAACACCAGAACACCAGAAUGGCGAUCAUGAGAAGAACUCCAAAGCAGCACAUCUGGACAUAAACCGUGGAACAGCUGUUUGAACACAGCAUGCAAAAUGCACAAAUAUGCAAUAUAACACAUACAUUUCAACAAACAUACUAAUAAGUGUAAGCAGACUCCUAACUGCUGUAGAAAUGCUGUAUAGGUAGAAGCAACUUGUCCACUAAAUGUGCAUAAAUAGAAUUUUUAUUGGAAGACAAAGAUCCUGCCCCUGACCCUCACACUGAGGGAAAGCAUUUAAUAGGUUUUUUAAAAAAUAAAACAGCACUGAUGGUUGAGUUUUUGCUUGUAAUCGGUGUUAUUUUGUCAAACUUAGCUGUACAAACAUUGACUUCUUGUCGCCAAAGAGUCAACUUAUAUAACUGUGACUAUACAGUAGAGAAAAUAAGCUUUUUGUUGAUUAAAAUGUAAAUAUAUGAUCAUAAACUAGACCACCAGAGGACACAUUCAUCCCUGUGCUGUAGAUAUUCCUGCUCUAUUUCUAUUUUCUUAAUUUCCAGAGAACUAACACAUUUUCCCUUUAUGAAGGAGCUUUGUUUGCACUCUAACUUCUAAAUCUGUGCAAACUUCAACUCUCCACCAGUCUUCUUAGUUUCUUAAGCAAUAGCCAGAACUAUAUAUUGUUGUAUUUACUCAGGAGGACAUAGUUUGUGUAUCUUUUGUCCAUGUGGUAAUUAUUUCUAUGAACUGUUUUGUUAAGCUAGAGGAAUGUGACGAUGUCCAAUAAAGCUCCACUGACUGUU